Messenger RNA from Daldinia decipiens, 936 nucleotides. RefSeq lists its product as uncharacterized. The transcript is spliced from 3 exons. The record is from RefSeq and is a predicted model, not a curated record. Lineage: Eukaryota; Fungi; Ascomycota; Sordariomycetes; Xylariales; Hypoxylaceae. Bases 248 to 745 code for a protein of 165 amino acids.
UUCGUCAGGGCAAGAGAGUGUCUAACGAAAUGUCGCGCGAAUUACGGAAGAUGCCGACAGCGCGAUGCGUCCUCGCUGCAAAGUGCCUCCAAGCCUACUAGGCUAAUCGAGGUUGGCCAAGACGGCGACGGCCAACUUCGACUUGUGGGUGGAGCAUUUCUGGACUGCAAGUGUGCUGCCAAUGGUUAUGUGGCACUAAGCUAUUGCUGGGCGACGAUAAUGAGUACAAGAGAACCAACCAGUGCCAAUGCAGGAACAUCUGUUAUCCAAACGAGUACUGGCUUUUGGCCGCACAGGGAUGAGCUGGCAGUGUUUAGAAGACUCUGUAUUUGGAACAUGGAAGAAGAGCGCGCUGACGGAUUCGACGCAGAUGCUGCCGUCCCCGUCUAAUAUGGCUUACCGCAAUAUGGUGCUUCUUGUCGGCGAGGAUGGCCAGAACCUCGCGCAUCCCGUUAUGGGGGGGAAUUAUUGGAUAUUUGAGAGACCGCUCGACGAAUGGGUCAGACUACGUGAUAACUACGUCCUGCGGAAUUUAACGAACUCGAGCGAUAGAUUUUCUGCCUUCUCUGCUAUACCGAAACAGUUCGCUUCUUACUUCGGUAGUCCGCAAGACUACAUCGCCGGCCACUGGCGCGCCCAUCUACCCGUCGAUCUGCUGUGGCAGCGUGGUAGCUUGGUCAGAGACCGCCAAAACACCAAUUUCCCAACCUGGUCCUGGGGCCUGGGCUUCGACUACAUAUGCUGAGUACGAUGUCUUUUUAAAGGUCCGUGACGUCGAUGUAAUACUCGCCAAUCCCGAAGACCCUUUUGGCGACGUUCAGCAGGCUCGGCUUCUGCUAUCGGGGCAUUUGUUAAAAGUGCGGCUCCUAUUCGAGAGUAGCGAAUAUGGUAAUGAAAUAGUUCCAUAUGUGCUAUUAUUUCUUAAUUGCACUUGGC